Molecule: messenger RNA, 1105 nt
Organism: Oncorhynchus nerka (sockeye salmon)
Lineage: Eukaryota; Metazoa; Chordata; Actinopteri; Salmoniformes; Salmonidae
Gene: tbpl2
Product: TATA box binding protein like 2
Exons: 7
Coding region: 61-891 (276 amino acids)
Biological process (GO): DNA-templated transcription initiation
Molecular function (GO): RNA polymerase II general transcription initiation factor activity; DNA binding
Source: RefSeq, a predicted model, not a curated record
ACCACCAAGGCUCCCAGUGGUGUUUAAAAGUGAAUCCUGUUUGUUUCUAAAUGAUCAAUCAUGGAUGAAGAUUCAGCAUUGGAUGACCCAAUUGCAAAUGUACCAGGCCCAUCCUACCUCUCCUCCUUGAGCCAACCGGAGAAGGAUGUCGGGAAAGAUCUGGAUCUCAGCUUCCUGCCGGAAGAGACCAGUGGAAAUGAUGCUUCUAAUGCUAACGUGACACAAGACAGUGGCGUCUUCGAUGCCUGUAGGCAAGAGGAGUCUGCUGAGACUGACCCUAAAAAGGUGGCCAUGCCGGGAGCCUCUACCUUCUGUCCCAUGACACCCGUGACCCCAGUGGCUGAGAGUUCUGGAAUCACCCCCAUGUUACAGAAUAUUGUAUCCACAGUGAAUCUGGCCUGCCCACUGGACCUGAAGUCCAUUGCUCUACAAGCCAGAAAUGCGGAGUACAACCCCAAGCGUUUUGAUGCUGUCAUUAUGAGAAUACUGGAGCCUAGGACCACAGCGCUCAUCUUCAGCUCUGGAAAGAUGGUCUGCACAGGAGCCAAGAGUGAGGAGCUGUGUCACUUAGCUGCCCGCAAGUUUGUUCGAGUGGUGCAGAAGCUGGGCUUUCCUGCCAAAUUCCUAGACUUCAAGAUACAUAACAUGGUGGGGAGCUGUGAUGUCUGCUUCCCCAUCCGACUGGAGGGUCUGUUGUUGGAUCAUCAGCAGUUCAGCAGUUAUGUGCCAGAACUGUUUCCUGGUUUGAUCUAUCGCAUGGUGAAACCACGUAUUGUGUUAAUGAUCUUUGUGUCUGGAAAAGUGGUCCUGACAGGAGCUAAAGAACGUCGAGAAAUCUAUGAAGCCUUUGAGAACAUAUACCCCAUUCUGAAGGGAUUCAGAAAGCAAUGAAGUGCCUUCGCUGAUUUUUGUGAAGACGAUGAAAGCAUUUGACGCACUUAAAUCUUCAUGUGUGUAAAAUACAUGCGUCCUAAAUUGUUUAAUUUUUGUGUGUUGCACUUCUGGAGUGUUAAAUAAAAGUGUGUAGAUGGGCAACUUGUAACGUAGUUUUAUAAUUGUGAAAUGGAAUACAGGAUCUUCUAAUAAAAACGAAGUUUGCAUGUUA